GGUGAGGCUCUCGCCACUCCUCUCGCCCACCGCUGCUCCUCUGACCAGUGUCGUCCGAGUCCUCCUUCGCCAUGACUUCCUACAGCUAUCGUCAAUCGUCCGCCACCUCGUCCUUCGGGGGCCCGGGCGGCGGCUCCCUGCGCCUCGGGGCGGGAGGUGCCUUCCGCGCGCCCAGCAUCCACGGGGGCUCGGGCGGCCGCGGCGUGUCUGUGUCCUCCGCCCGCUUCGUGUCCUCGUCCUCCGGCGGCUACGGCGGGGGCUACGGCGGCAGCUUUGCCGGCGGCCUGGCCGGGUCCGACGGGCUGCUGUCGGGCAAUGAGAAGCUCACCAUGCAGAACCUCAAUGACCGCCUGGCCUCCUACCUGGACAAGGUGCGCGCCCUGGAGGAGGCCAACGGCGACCUGGAGGUGAAGAUCCGCGGCUGGUACCAGAAGCAGGGGCCCGGGCCCGCCCGCGACUACAGCCACUUCUUCAAGACCAUCGAGGAGCUGCGGGACAAGAUUCUUGGUGCCACCAUCGAGAACUCCAAGAUUGUCCUGCAGAUCGACAAUGCCCGUCUGGCUGCAGAUGACUUCCGAACCAAGUUUGAGACGGAGCGGGCCCUCCGCAUGAGCGUGGAGGCCGACAUCAACGGCCUGCGCCGGGUGCUGGACGAGCUGACUCUGGCCAGGACCGACCUGGAGAUGCAGAUCGAGGGCCUGAAGGAGGAACUGGCCUACCUGAAGAAGAACCACGAGGAGGAAAUCAGUGCCCUGAGGGGCCAGGUGGGUGGCCAGGUCAGUGUGGAGGUGGAUUCCGCUCCGGGCAUCGACCUUGCCAAGAUCCUGAGUGACAUGAGAAGCCAAUAUGAGGUCAUGGCUGAGAAGAACCGAAAGGAUGCUGAAGCCUGGUUCACCAGCCGGACCGAGGAGCUGAAUCGGGAGGUGGCUGGCCACACAGAGCAGCUGCAGAUGAGCAAGUCGGAAGUCACUGACCUGCGGCGCACCCUCCAGGGUCUGGAGAUCGAGCUGCAGUCUCAGCUAAGCAUGAAAGCCGCCCUGGAAGGAACACUGGCGGAAACAGAGGCCCGCUUUGGAGCCCAGCUGGCCCAGAUCCAGGCUCUGAUCAGCAGCAUGGAAACCCAGCUGAGCGAGGUGCGUGCCGACACUGAGCGGCAGAACCAGGAGUACCAGCAGCUCAUGAACAUCAAGUCGCGGCUGGAGCAGGAGAUCGCCACCUACCGCAGCCUGCUGGAGGGCCAGGAUGCCCACUACAACAACCUGCCAACCCCCAAGGCUCUCUGAGUCCAGCAGCCUCCUGGGCUUCCUGCUCUCCUGCAGAGGAGAUCCCCUGGGUAGGGCCAUGGGAGGGGAGGGACCCUACCCCUGGUUCUUCCCCUUGACCUGCCAAUAAAGUUUUAUGGCUCGAGGAAGGAUGUUGGGUUUGUUUUUUCGGCCCAUAGAGAUGGUUCUGUUUUGGUUUUAUUUGGAUCAGAGUGCACCCUGUCCAGGAGAGGGAAGAGAGGGUGCUCACCAACUCCUACUGGUAGGCCAAUUCCUGUUUGCAGAACUCUAAGUUUGUCUAACCUGUUCCUUAAAAUAAGCUUGUGAAACAAGCAUUGCUCCCCCCU
Zalophus californianus (California sea lion) is the source of this 1609-nucleotide messenger RNA. RefSeq names its product keratin 19 (gene KRT19). Lineage: Eukaryota; Metazoa; Chordata; Mammalia; Carnivora; Otariidae. Bases 72 to 1283 code for a protein of 403 amino acids. The record is from RefSeq and is a predicted model, not a curated record. The transcript is spliced from 6 exons. Gene Ontology annotation, molecular function: structural molecule activity.